Messenger RNA from Phanerochaete carnosa HHB-10118-sp, 480 nucleotides. RefSeq lists its product as uncharacterized. The annotation marks the transcript as partial. The record is from RefSeq and is a predicted model, not a curated record. Lineage: Eukaryota; Fungi; Basidiomycota; Agaricomycetes; Polyporales; Phanerochaetaceae. The transcript has 2 exons.
UCUACCAAGCAAAUCAAAGGUUCCAUGCAAACACAAAUGCCACUCUGGGGUGGUGUAUGGAUUCAUCAUGGCGGAGAUAUAAUACGAUGUGCAUCUGCUGUCCGAAGGCGUCAGCACCCAGAUGAGCGCAAUGCGUCUUACGUUCGAUAUGAAGUUGCCAUUGGCAAUGAAAACCGCCGCGCUGUCUACUAUGGUCGGCUAGAGAAAAUUCUCAAAUGUAACCUUCCACAAGGCAGCCGCUUUUGGAGGGACUUGCAAGGGUGUCGACUGCUGCUUGCAGUCAUAACACCUUGCGUUACCACUAACCGAGAUGCUACGCAGGUAGUUACAUCUUACUGUGCCGAGCAGCAGUCACAAGUGGUGGUUGACCUUCGAACGGUGCAGAGUGUAGUUGGUCGCAUUUUCACUCGCGAGAAGUGGGGAAUUAUUGAUCGUAGCAGUAAUACUGCUCGCACUGUAUUUGUAGAAGAUGAAGACUAA